AAGCGGUGGGUAAGGACGUCAUUCAGAAAACCCAAUGGGCAAGUAGGGCAGCUGCGCUCUUCAGCAAGCGAGACGCGCACAUCCUUCCCGUCGGAAGAUCGUAGAGGCUCGUCUUUCUUCUGCAGCUCUCCGUCUCUCCACAGCCCUGAAAUCGAGUAUGGCUGGGAGAUAUCAUAUGCCUCGUCAACCUGAAAACUUCCGCAGUUCACGUGAUGGCCCUCGGCUUGUUGUGAACCGAGGACCAGGACCCCUGCCUAUUCACCCUUCUGCUUUGGAAGAGGAAUUUCAAAUGCAGCAUAGAGAAAUGAAGAGAACAGUUGUUGAGAAUCGUCUUGUUAUUAAUGAUAAUACACAUCUUCAAAGGGAAUUAACAGCUGCAAAAGAUGAGAUUCACAAACUGGGGCAGGUCAUACACAAACUCCAGGCUGAGAAAGAUGCACACGUCAGAGAGUUGAUUGAGAGAGGAUUAAAGCUAGAAGCUGACGUCCAUGCUUCUGAGCCUCUGAGGGCAGAGGUUCUGCACUUAAGAGCUGAAGUUCAGAAAAUGAAUUCUUUAAGACAAGAUUUGUCGGCCCAAGUCCAAAGCCUCACACAAGACAUCAAUCAUUUGCAAGCUGAGAAUCAGCAGCUAAUUGCCAUGAGGGGUGAUAUUGAUCUGAUGCACAAGGACCUUAUUGAGGCCAGGAGGGCUUACGAAUAUGAGAAGAAAGCUAAUGAAAAAUUAGUUGAACAGAAGCUAGCAAUGGAAGAAAACCUCAUUUCUAUGGCUCGUGAAAUAGAGAAGCUGCGAGCAGAGCAGCUAAACACACAGAGGAGAACACGGGCACCAGAUGUUCGGGGUUAUGGAGUGUUGAAUAGAAGCCAUGAAACCAGAUAUUCAAGUGAUGCAUUUGCUGAUGGCUAUGGCCGUAGUUGGGGACAUCACGACAAGCAUAGUUCUCUUCGACGUUGAUUCUUCAAAAAGGUGUCUUGAGAUGCUCUGGUGUUGGGAUUCUUCAUGAUAACCUUCUUUGCUUCUUGGUGACUGAGCAUAGGGUAUUCUUGGUGAGAAGAAGAAAGCGAUAGGAGGCUCAUGUAGAAUGAUUAUUUUACCACUUCUCGAGUUGAAAUUGUAUCUCCUGCAUUUUAAAUUCAAGAAACAUUUUUCUUUUAAUGCGUAACACAGAUUAUACAAACUGGAGAAAAAGUGUAUUAUCGAAUGCCUCCUAUAUUAAUGUUCUCCCAAAAAUGGAAGUUUUGUA
Molecule: messenger RNA, 1241 nt
Organism: Juglans microcarpa x Juglans regia
Lineage: Eukaryota; Viridiplantae; Streptophyta; Magnoliopsida; Fagales; Juglandaceae
Product: protein FLX-like 3
Exons: 4
Coding region: 158-952 (264 amino acids)
Source: RefSeq, a predicted model, not a curated record